Messenger RNA from Trichoderma harzianum CBS 226.95, 1491 nucleotides. RefSeq lists its product as hypothetical. Gene Ontology annotation, biological process: response to hydrogen peroxide; response to salt stress; protein folding. The transcript has a single exon. Bases 161 to 1339 code for a protein of 392 amino acids. NCBI's taxonomy places the organism in Eukaryota, Fungi, Ascomycota, Sordariomycetes, Hypocreales, Hypocreaceae. The record is from RefSeq and is a predicted model, not a curated record.
GUGAAAUGCUAUCAAGGUUACGCGUACGUUGGUCUAUGAUGUGAUUAUAAAGAGACGUGAUCGUGACACUCCAUACUUUUACUUUCCAUCUCCAUUUCUUCUUUUCAUCAACAACUCUUCUACAACUCUUAAUAGUUGAUAACCAUCACCAUCUAUCAUCAUGCCUCCCCAGCAACAUCCCUUCUGGGACUUCAUGCAGUCCCUCAACAACCCCAACCCAAACAACCGCCGCGACCCCGGCCACGGCGUCGAUCACAACACCUCCCCUCCAGGCCCUUUCCCCGGCUUCCCCGGCUUCCCCUUCGGAGCUCCUCCUCCACCACACGGCGGACACCCUCCGCACCAGCCUCACCAGCCGCAUCCACCUCCGCCUCCACCUCCCGGAGCCGGCCCCGGCCCCUGGUGGGAUCAAGCUCCCCCGGUCUGGGCUUACUGGUUCAACAACAACAACUUCAACGGCCCGCCUCGCUACGACGAACAUCCCUUCUCGCACGAUGCCGGCGUGAAUCUCCCCCACCGAGAGGCUCCCCGCGAGGGCGAAGCCCCUCGUGAAAAGAACAAUGAAGCGUCUUCUUCCCCCGAGACCAUGCAGGAGGGCGAGCCAUUCCCCGACCCAGCGGAAGUCACGCCCUCGGGAAGCGACGACGAGGACAACAACGCCGUUCCUCCCCCUUCGUAUCCUACCGAGGGCGGACGAGGCGGACGUCAUGGACGAGGUCGUGGAGGCCACGCUCACGCCCACGGCUGCGGAGGCCGUCGCGGAGGCCGUCGCGGAUGGCGCAGAGGAGGUCCCUUUGAAGGUCCCAACGCCGGUGGUCCUCCGUUUGACUUCCCCGGCAUGAUGCGCGGCUUCAUGGGCCACCCUUUCUUCCGCAACAUCCGCGACCAAGCCGCGCAAUACGCUCAACCCAGCACCCGCAACAACACCAACACGGAAGACGAAAACACCUUCUCUCCUCCCAUUGACAUCUUCAACACCCCCGACGCAUUCAUCCUGCACACCGCCCUACCUGGCGCGAAAAAGGACGACGUCGGCGUGACUUGGAACCCGCAGACGCGCUCCCUCCGCAUCGCGGGCGUGGUCCACCGCCCCGGCGACGAGGCCUUCCUUCAGACCCUGACGGGCGUGCGGGAGCGUAGAGUCGGUGUUUUCGAGAGAGAGGUGAAGUUGCCUCCUGAGGGCGAGACCGAGAAGAAGGCUGAUGGGGAGGAGGCGGAUCUGGAUGUUGAUGUCGAUGGAUUCGGCAUCACGGCGAAGAUGGAGGAGGGAAUUUUGAUUGUGACGGUGCCCAAGGUGGAAAAGGAGUGGAUGGAAGUGAGAAAGGUGGACAUUGCUUAGAGGAAGCAAGAUUGCUUAUUUGGUGAAUGACAUUCAGGAGUUCUGUAUGAGUAUAUAGCAUUUUAUCACUUUAGUUUUAGUUUCUGGGUAAUAUUGGGUUAUAAUAGUAAAUCAGUGGAAAAAAAAGUCAACUCGCUCUUUGUCUACAAUCA